This is a messenger RNA of Ostrea edulis (European flat oyster), 2436 nucleotides long. RefSeq lists its product as uncharacterized. The transcript has 3 exons. NCBI's taxonomy places the organism in Eukaryota, Metazoa, Mollusca, Bivalvia, Ostreida, Ostreidae. The record is from RefSeq and is a predicted model, not a curated record. The coding region runs from base 1 to 2436 and encodes 811 amino acids.
AUGAUUGGUGUCUGGACUCUUCUGUUCCUUCUGGUUGUGCGUAACACAAAACAGGUAGCGAAUGAAGACACUGAGUUCACGCAGCAGAGAAACGAUUCAGAUUUUGACAGUACACACGUAUUAUUCCAGAGCAUUCUGUUUUGUGGAACAGAUAUAAUCUGCAACAAGUCUUUGCUGACACUGUUCGACAUCCCGGACCAAAUGGAAUCUGGUACAACAAAAUGUGGGGUGUGCUCUUGCAGUGAACAUUGUUUUAAAUCGUCUAUUAGGAACUGUUGCCCCGAUAUUUUUUUCCGAUAUGGUCUUUUAGAAUGUAGAGAUGUACACCUUUUGUCCAAUGUAACACAUGCGCAGGAGGUGGUAGCCUCCUGUCCAAAAGGAACAGGUCUGCACCUAUCAAUGGAAUGUACAAAGGAACGAUCUAAAGCAGGCAUCCUACGUAAUCCACCAGUGACUAGUUCAAUGACAAAUAUAUCAUAUAUGAAUAAAUAUUGUGCAAAAUGCAAUACGGCAAGUAAUCUCAAGGAAUGGAGUGUGAUGUUUGGAUGUCCAAAGCCAGUGGAUUUGAAUUACCUUUCAUCCUACCAAGAUAUAAUCGAUCAUGCAAUUGUUCAAUCAUGCAACAUAUUGUUCAGUUCUCCCAAUUCAUCUCGAAAUUGUUCGAUUCUUUCAUCUGAAAUUGUUGCAUCGUGCAAUGUAUCGGGAUCAUGGGUUAAUUAUGACAAACAUAUGGAUCAAGCAUGUCAUAGCUCAUACUAUGCUCCAAUGGGUAUCUUCAAGAACAUAUUCUGUGCCAUAUGUAAUCCGCCUGAAUUUCAAGACAAUUUGAUGAUUGAAAAAUGUGAAAAUUCUACAACCACAUACAAGGAGGCGUGCUCUUUUCUACCGCUCCAAGAAGCCUCAUUUCCAUACAAAAAUUACUUUUGUUCUGCCUGCAACAACCACUAUAACCACACUCCAUAUUACACAGAUGUCAAACUUGGGUCCGUCAAUGAAUUCUAUGAAAAGGAUGGACAUCACCCCUUUCAGUUUACAAUUGAAUUUACUUAUAAUACUGGCAAUGUAAACCAGUACAUCAAAGAAGUCCUGAAAACGCCAAAUGUAGAACACAAUGAUCCAUCACCAUCAGGAGAUGAACACAGACACAGGAAACAAGAUCAAGCACAACGUCUACUGGAAGCCCCAAAUAUGCCAACCUCAAAGGACUCGACUUCAACUGUACAAGUUCCUACUAUCAACAUUACCAAUCUUAUUCGAAAAAGUUUUGCGUUCUCGGGUCAUGGUACUUGUGCACCCGGAUUAUUGCCAAACUACACCAUACCCCUACAGAAACCCUGCUCAUGUACCGUCGGAUGUAUAUUCGAUUGCUGUGACGAUUUUGCUUUAAGACAACCAUGGACUUGCAUCGAUGAUCGUUACAACAGAGAUGGGACAGACAAAGAUUAUCUCGCCAUAGGCGGAUGUACCGUGAAUAGUAAUAUGGCGCAUCUAUGCACCGGUGGUAAUAUUUCGCAGAUUUAUCAGGCAUUUCCGGUUACUUCUAUAAAUAAAUACAAAGUAACGUAUGCCAAUAUAUUCUGUUAUUUCUGCAACCAAAUCGUUAGCGAUGAAUAUGAUGCCAACAUUGCUGAAAACGCUCUACAUGAUCUAUAUAUUUGGCCGUUGAAUGUGAAAUGCAGCACAUACGUGAAUUAUAGAAACUUUGGAUCAUUGUUAAGUCUAAUGAAUUAUAUUAACCGGACUUCGUGCACAAUAGGAUUUGUACCAAUCGUCAAUGCUUCAAAAUGCACUGAUGCCGGUGUUACAGACGGUACUAUCAAUGCAUGCGAUCUGUUUACAGCUUGGUUGCCAAUUGACGAAGACAUUCGUGCUGCAUGUGAAUAUUCAGAAAUAUUCAGAUUCCCCCAGAUAAAAAUGGAUGAUAUCAUUUACAAAAAUAAAUUUUGUACCAUUUGUAAUGCCAUAGGUAUUACUGAAAAUUCAUGCAGUGAUUUCCCAGAAAAGUCUAGUAUUGUGAAAGCCUGCAAGGAAUUUCCAGACAUCAACGUUUGCAGUCCGUACAAGAACAUGUUCUGUGAAAUCUGCAUAAAUAAUGGCACAGAUUCCCCAUGUUAUGAAGUCUUAGAAAUUGAAUCAUCUGACGGUGAUGGCCGCACAAUCCCCACCACUUCUCCAGAUCCGCCCCCAGAUUUUGGGACUUUUAGAUCAACAUUCACACUGGCAGACUAUGACAGAUAUAGUACAGUUAUCAAAAAGAACAAAAAAGUGAAGUGUCACCAUAGUCAGAUAUUUGAUGAUUUUCAGAUAAUGGAUACGUUUUUGGAGCUUUCCGUUUUAACGUACAUCGUCACUUUUCUGAACGGUUCACAGGGAGUGUUUAUCUUCGUGAGUUAUGUUUGUAACGAACGAGGACGAAAGCUGUAUCGGAAGAUAUAA